Molecule: messenger RNA, 800 nt
Organism: Bipolaris sorokiniana ND90Pr
Lineage: Eukaryota; Fungi; Ascomycota; Dothideomycetes; Pleosporales; Pleosporaceae
Exons: 1
Coding region: 301-648 (115 amino acids)
Cellular component (GO): nucleus
Molecular function (GO): DNA binding
Source: RefSeq, a predicted model, not a curated record
CUAGUAGAGAAGACGCGCCAGGCGUACGGUAUCCUAGAUCAAGAUAUCUACAACUUUAAUGAGACUGGCUUCGCGAUAGGCGUCGCUAGCACGUCUAAGGUAGUUACUAGCUCUGAUAGAGUUAGUCGCGCAGUUAUCGUACAGCCAGGCAAUCGCGAGUAGGUAACAGCUAUCAAGUGUAUUAAUGCAUCUGGCUGGUGUCUUCCACCCUUCGUAAUUCUAUCUAGUAAGGUCCACCAGAAUAUUUAGUAUCGUAACCUCCCACUAGACUAGACUAUCGGCGUCUCAGACAACGGCUGGAUGACAGACGAGCUAAGUAUAGAGUGGGUGAAGCACUUCAACCAGUAUACAGCCGCUCGUACGGCUAGAGUCUAUCGUCUUCUUAUCCUAGACGGCUAUAGUAGCCACGCUACGCUAGAGUUCAACCAGUACUGCACAGAGAAUAAGAUUAUCACUCUCUAUAUGCCGCCUCACACGUCGCACCUCUUCCAGCCUCUAGACGUAAGCUGCUACUCCCCUCUCAAGCGCGCGUACGGACGCGAGGUUGAGGAGCUCGCCCGCCAUGGCGUCUACUAUAUUAACAAAACAGACUUUCUUAUAGCCUAUACACGGAUCCGGCCGACUAUAUUCACGCAGCAGAAUAUCUAGGUAGGCUUCCAGGCGACAGGCCUUAUCCCUUCUUGUCCAGAUCGCAUUCUAUUAUCGCUAACUAUCGUCCGAACACCGUCUCCAUUACAGACUACUGUAGAUAACAACAUUACAGCGCAGAUAGUAGCGCAGAUAGAGACACUAUAUAUAGU